AUCGUUGUCUUGUGGCGGUAAGGUAAGGGUAGCUAACAGUUACAUACAGCAGAACAUGAACAAAAUACAUGAAAAUGUUUUCGAAAGCGUGAUUAAUAUUUUAUAAAGUGAGUUAUUCGGUUAGUGAAAUGUCUACACGGAACAUCUACACGGGAAAUAUCCGAUACAUACAGGUUUGUUUGGUGUCACUUUUGCUUCUGAAGAGGAAUGUUACCAAACGUUAUUAGUUAUUGUGUAAUAACCUCUGUUUUGAGGGGACUCUUACUAAGAUAAGUUUGCUGCUGCUCCAAAUGUCACAGAAGGAUGACUCCGAAAAUGACAUUUGGGAAUAUAAACCCCUGGAGAAGAAGAAAAAGAGCAAUAAAUCGCUGUGCGUUUCCAAAAGAAGAUGUACUGCCAGGAAAACGUCAAAGAAGGACAGCUCUCCCUCUCUCAGGUCAAAAGAGAAGAGUACAAAAACCAAAACAAAUGAAAGUGGAGACUCCUCUGCUGUUGGGGAGGCAACUGAAAGCAAACUUUUAUUAUCAAAUGAAUUAUCCGUCAAGUGUUCUUCUACAGAGGUAAUCCAAAGUGACAGCAAUGCAACCGAGAGGCAGAUGUCUGAAGACUUCUGUCCCAUCUGUCAGAUGCCUUUCCACAUUCUGGUUGUACAGUCUCAGAGAUGGCAUGUUGCUGAAUGCCUCGACAACCCCAGGGACAAAUGCAAAGAAUGUCCAGAUGGCCUCCAGUGCUCCUCCACCAUUCCAAACCAUUACAAGAAGUUCAACCACAUGCUUCUCGCUGAAACCCGUGCAAAAGGCCACGCCGCGGCCCCCAGUCUGUCCUGGCAAACAGAGACCAGCGGAGAAGCAAAUCUCCAAGAAAUUCAGAACAAUGAGGCGCUCAGCUUUCCAUUAGAUCGCUCUUCCUUUCCUUCUUCCUUUUCCAGUCUGAAUCACACUCCAACACCUCCGACAAAACCUAGAAAUGGCCUUCUGUUGCUGCGUUCUCCUGGGCCUGACGACUUUAAGAAAAAGAAAGGCUGGUUGGGGAAUAAUAAUAAAGCUCAGAAGUCAGUUUGUGAGAUUUCAUCCACUCCUGUCAAGGAGAUUCUUUCAGAUCAAGCUUGUGAAAUUUCAACAGAGAAGCAGACAUCCUUCAAAGAUGACGAUGAUGACGAUGAUGAUGGGAUCUCCUACUCUCCGCUGUCUGAGCUCCCGGCAGAGUCUGAAAUUAACUGCAGAAAGUCUCUUUUUCUUAAUGAAAGCUCUGGUAAUGAACACUCAGUGAUUCUGUUCAACGACAGCUUCUCAAGUGAAGAUGAAAUCCUGGCUGAAUUCAUAGACAAGAACUGUGAUGAAGGUGCAACGUUUGAUGAUCCCUCAUCUUCCUCCUCAUCUCAGCUGGAUCCAGUUUCUUCAUUAGCACCUACUAAUCAGCAGGCUGCAGAAGCUCCUUGUAUAUCUCAGAGGGAAAUCAGCGGCAGCAGCUUCCAGUCUCCCCAGAGUGUCGUUUUAGAGCGACUAAGAGAAACUAUUUGCAUGGAGGUUCACAGCAGUCAGAAACUUAAUUCUCCUCAAGUAUCUUCAUCACAGGAUUCGUUUGGGUCAAAUUAUCAAAACAUGCUGCCUCAGAAAGGCCAAAGCAAGGCAGUGCAGGGUUCUGGACUGAAGCAGACUGACAUUGGGGUGUUUUUUGGUCUCAAACCGCUCAAGGAUACAGAAACUGAAAAUUUACAAAACAAUCUGGACGCCCCGUCUGUUCCAGCAUCUGGUAAGAACCCGGGACCGCACAAACAAAGGAAAAGAAAAGCUGACCCGCAGACUGAGGUAGCGCAGGCAGCGGCGAUCGGAAAUGACUCGGUUGGCGCUCAAAGUGAUGCAGGUAGAGGUGGGAACAGAGGAUGGAGACGAAGGUGGAACAGAGUAAAUGCUGACGGAGAAGUGCAGCUGCCCCGCUGUCCGUUUUAUAAGAAGAUUCCAGGUACGAAGUUUGUUGUCGAUGCGUUCCAUUAUGGCGAGAUUGAGGGCAUAACCUCGUACUUCCUGACACAUUUCCACUCGGACCAUUACGGAGGCCUGACCAGAACCUCCACGUUUCCAAUCUACUGUAACAGAAUCACGGGGAACCUGGUGAAGAGCAAGCUUCGGGUGGCGGAGCAGUUCGUCCACAUCCUGCCCAUGAACGCCGAGGUCACCGUGGAGGGAGUCAGGGUCGUCCUCCUGGACGCCAACCAUUGUCCUGGAGCUGCAAUGCUGCUGUUCUUCUUGCCCGAUGGACAGACGGUUCUCCACACCGGUGACUUCAGGGCCGACCCCUCCAUGGAAACGUACCCCAAGCUGCUCAGCUGCCGGGUUCAGACUCUCUACCUGGACACAACCUACUGCAGCCCUGAGUACACGUUUCCCAGGCAGCAGGAAGUCAUCAGCUUUGCAGCCAGCAGGGCCUUUGAGUUGGUGACUCUGCACCCGCGAACACUCGUGGUGUGUGGCUCCUACUCUGUGGGGAAAGAAAAGGUCUUCUUAGCGCUGGCAGAGGUCUUGGGAUCCAAAGUGUGCCUCUCCAGAGACAAAUACACCACCAUGUGCUGCCUGGAGUCUCAGCAAAUCAAGGAGCGAAUAACCACCGACUGGAAGGCAGCCCAGGUUCACGUGCUUCCUAUGAUGCAGCUCUCCUACAAAAAGCUGCAGGAUCACCUGGCACGCUUUUCAGCACAGUAUGAUCGACUGGUAGCCUUCAAGCCCACCGGCUGGACCUUCAGCGAGCAGGUGGAGUCGGUGGAAGACAUCCAGCCACAGAUCAGCGGCAACAUCUCCAUUUACGGAAUCCCAUACAGUGAACACAGCAGCUUCCUGGAGCUGAAGCGUUUCGUCCAGUGGCUCCAGCCUCUGAAGAUCAUCCCUACUGUGAACGUUGGCAGCUGGUCGAGCAGGAAGGCCAUGGAGAAAUGUUUUAGCGAGUGGAUGUCAGAAGCUAGAGCUAAACUCUAAAAUGGGCCGCUGAUUUUGAGAACUCUUCUGAAGCUCCAAUUUUAGUUUUUGAAAGUGGUUUUAACACUAAUAAUGUAAAUUCUGACUCUGAAUGGCUAAAUAUGCAGUCUAUGACCUGUUUAUUGAGUAAAACAUCAAUUCAAUCCAACCUUUGGUUACAAUGAGCUGUUUACACAAACAUGUUUACAGUGAAACUUAAGGUAUUUUACCUGCUAAAUUAUCUGUUGUGACCACAUUCCCUUUAUGUGUUGAGUCAACAUGCUGCUUUUUAAACAGUUGUUUUUGUUUUAUAUUUUUGUUCUAAAAUAAAAUCUUAAAUAUUCUUUA
Molecule: messenger RNA, 3296 nt
Organism: Gambusia affinis (western mosquitofish)
Lineage: Eukaryota; Metazoa; Chordata; Actinopteri; Cyprinodontiformes; Poeciliidae
Gene: dclre1a
Product: DNA cross-link repair 1A (PSO2 homolog, S. cerevisiae)
Exons: 9
Coding region: 291-2969 (892 amino acids)
Biological process (GO): protection from non-homologous end joining at telomere; double-strand break repair via nonhomologous end joining; interstrand cross-link repair
Molecular function (GO): damaged DNA binding; 5'-3' DNA exonuclease activity
Source: RefSeq, a predicted model, not a curated record